Molecule: messenger RNA, 831 nt
Organism: Thalassophryne amazonica
Lineage: Eukaryota; Metazoa; Chordata; Actinopteri; Batrachoidiformes; Batrachoididae
Product: putative transcription factor Ovo-like 1
Exons: 4
Coding region: 1-831 (276 amino acids)
Biological process (GO): epidermal cell differentiation; regulation of transcription by RNA polymerase II
Cellular component (GO): nucleus
Molecular function (GO): RNA polymerase II cis-regulatory region sequence-specific DNA binding; DNA-binding transcription factor activity, RNA polymerase II-specific
Source: RefSeq, a predicted model, not a curated record
AUGCCAAAGUCUUUUCUUGUCAAAAAGAAACCAGGAGCAUGUGGUGCAUGGCAAUGGAGAGAUCCAGAACAGACUGAGUGGAAAGAAAAUGAUACAGUUGGUAAGAACUUUAGUGAAAAUCCAAAGAAGCAGAUAUCCUGCAGCUCUAAUGCCACCUCAACUAUCCUUCAGUCAACUGUUGCACCAGGACAAAGAGUACCAGUACCUUUUGAAGGAUCAGGGGCACGAGGUGUAAACACAGGACAUGAAUGGCCUACGCUGAUGAUCCAGGGUUCCUUCUACCAUCCCAGUGCACUGGCACUAGUCAGCCGAGCGAAGGCCCGUCCCCGGACUUCCUCAAGCUCUGGUGACUUUGUGUGUUCGGUGUGCCACAAGGUAUUUCCCCUGCAGCGUAUGCUGACCCGUCACUUGAAGUGCCACAGUCUGGUGAAGAGACACCCCUGUCGGUACUGUGGAAAAGGAUUCAAUGACACCUUUGACCUCAAGAGGCACAUGCGGACACAUACAGGCAUUCGUCCUUACAAGUGUGAGCUGUGUGAGAAAGCCUUCACCCAGCGUUGCUCUCUGGAGUCUCACAUGAAGAAGAUUCAUGGUGUCCACCAACAGUAUGCCUACCGCCAGCGGCGCUCCAAAAUCUUUGUAUGUGAGGACUGUGGCUACACCUCAAGCAGUCCUGAUGAGUACUUCCUCCAUGUGAGGCAGUGCCACCCCAGCAGUCCAGUGCUCCGCAGAUACUACCGGCGCCAGGCUCACGACAACAGUGGAUUUGCACCAGCAGACCAAAAACUCAACCCUUAUCUGCUGUACUCAACCCCUUCAUACUUCAUGUAA